GUGAGCCACUCUGAGCACCUUUCGUCCUCCCAGUUCCGCCGGACGUACAGUCGGGAUUAACGCGGCGUUGUUUUUACGCGCCAUUUUCGGCUGGCCGACUCGGCUUGAUGGAGAGUCCACUUCCGAGGUGGCGUUGAUGUGAAGCCCGGCCACUCCUCCUUGGGUCUCCUUCAUCGGCCCGGGAUAAUGCUGCUGCCGUCCGACGUAGCGCGGCUGGUCUUGGGAUAUCUACAGCAGGAAAAGCUUUCUAAUACUUGCAGAGCUUUCAUAUUGGAAAGUUGUGAUCUAAAGGAGUAUGCCGAGCACAGUACCGAGGAUGGGGUGGUUCCUGCUUGUUUACUGUCACUAUUUGGAAAGAACUUGAAAACUAUUCUUAACGAAUAUGUGGUUAUGAAGGCAAGAGAUUCAAUGCCAGAAGCACCUGCUGUGUUGCCAUCUUUGUGGAGGAAAUUGGAGUAUACUCUUUCUCAAAUUAGGAGCUUGCAGCAGAGCUCUGUUGCACUUGCUGCAAACCAAAGAGCUCGAACAAAGAAUGCUUUGAAUGAAUUGAGACGCCAAGGGAACUGUUCUUCAAGGCAGAUGCCCAGGGUUAACUCUGGCCUCUUGGCAAUUUCUUCUCAAACAGAGCAGAGGAUUAUCACACCUUUAUCGGCAAGCCCAGUAGUAAUCGCACACGGUUCUGGAACCAGUCCACUCAUUCCACAAACUCGACCAGAUGGUUAUGCGAACCAAAUCCGUUCACAAGAUGCAAGUCGACCUGCUGCUAAUUCAACUGGUGAAGCUCUUCACAUUGUUGUUCCUGGACCUUAUGAUCGAAGAUUACAACCUGAACAUGUUUCUCCAGGGAAGCGAAAGUGUGAUUCUCCUCGUAAAAGAAGUGGCUUUGUAUCGGGACAUAAUUCAGCUACCAGAAGUGUGGAGAGUGAAGUGGAAGAAUGCCAAGUAGAAAUGGCUGCUGAAAGUUUUCCACAAAGAGUAAUUGAAAACGCCAGAGAGAAAAUUUUGAAAGACCGAUCUCUACUAGAAAAACUUGCGGAAAAUAUUAAUAAAGUUAUGUUCAGUGAGACUGGUGCUGGACAUCCUCCAAAGCCACCUGACAGUAGUAGUACUUUACCGGAUCAGUCCAUUGAUGAAAUCCUAGGCCUAGGGGAUGAAGUCCACAUGUCUGAUGAAGCUAUCCAGGAUAUCCUGGAGCAGACCGAAUCUGAUCCAGCAUUUCAGGCUUUGUUUGAUCUUUUUGAUUAUGGUAAAUCUAAAAAAGGUGAAGAUUGUGAUAAAGGACCAUCCAGUCAAAACAACAUGGAAAUAAUGGAAAAUGGUGCAAGUGUAUCCUUUCCGGGCACAUUUAAUACUUUUCCAACUGAGGAAUUGGGUAUCUUGGUACCUUUACCUUCAGCAGUCUCUGAGAAAGAGUCAAAUAGUUACACACAGAAGGACAAAGAUGAUGGAGCAAUGCAUAUUACCAGAAUACCUAUAGAAUCAAAUUUAACUACAACAUCCAAAAUAAAAGAAAAUCAGAUUCUUCCAAACCUCAGUAUAACUGAUGCAAACAAAUCUGUGACUUCAAUCGACAGUCUGAGUUCCAGCCCCCAGGCAUCCAAAUGUAGCUGUUGGGUGGCUGGAGAAGCUUCUUCAAUGUCAGAUCGUCCUUCACCUGUUGCUGUAAUCCACACAACUGUGUCAGAGUCACAAGGAACUGGGGACGUUGCUGAUAUGGAAACUGAGACCCAGUCACCUUCCGCUGGUAAUGGAAAAACGGAACCGUCUCCAGUUGUGCAACAGCAGCUCUCUGAGGAAACUCUGGCUAUUGAGGAGUUCAGUAAUCAGAAUGAGAAUGUGGAAUCACCAUCCAAAAUUACAUGUCAAAAUGGCAUUGCUUCAGACAUUAAUGAUAUGCCUUCAGAUUGUGUUAGUAACGAAUCAAAAGCAGAUACAAGUCAACAUAAGCUUGAAAUGCCAGCAAUGAAAGCUCCCAGUGCUACUAGAGCAAGUGUUGAGGCUGCAGCUGCAGUUUGUGAUGUACCACCUUCAACUUCUGAAGCAUCGGUUCAGUCAACUUUUGCAGUUCAGAAAAGUUCUGCAUUUGAGCUGCCUCCAAUGGACAGAAGAAACCCUUUAUUGAUUGAUUCUGAUGACACUUUUGUUACUGUGGUGCCAAAUCAGCAAAAUCUUGUGUACACAUCAGGAAUAACUAGAAGCCCUGCUUUAACCACUGCAACACAGUCUCAAACUCUUAUUUCUUCUUACCCUGAAGCAUCAAAUAGUUCUGCUGUAAGUUCUAGUUCAGUGAACAUUAAAUCUGAUGGGAAAAAAGUGAACAUUGUUUCUGCAGAAGUAGAAUUACCUGAUCGAACAGAACCAGUUUCUUCCUCAGUAUCAUCAUCCAAAUCAAAUUCUGAGGGCAAGGCUACAACCUUACAACCAAGCUUUGUUAGUUCAGGCUUGAAUCCUGCAACUGAAAGUGUUUCAACUAACAUGAUGCCCAAGUCACCCAUCACUGCCACUUCUGCAAACUCUGAUGUUAUCUCCACUUCCAAAGUUUCAAAUGCUGAACCUUCCAGCACCAUGGAGGUAGACCCCACAAAUAUAGUAACGCUCAAAAUAAUUAUAAGUGAUGAUCCCAAACAAUCUUCAUCUGAUACAGAAUUAAAUAAUGCUGUGUCCAGUAUUACAAAUGAAAACGUACCAACAAUUGUGUUGUCUUCUCCAGGUGGUACACCCUUAAAAGGCAAAGAAUUGAGUCAACAUUCAAGUAACAAUUGUGUUGCUGUUACAGAAACCAUCUCCAGACAUAAUUUAUGUGCGAGAAAUAAAGAAACUGAAAGUGCUGUAAGUAGUUUGGAAAUGCCAGAGGAGCCUGAAAGCAGUGUGCAGAAUGUUGUGUCAGCUGAUCUGGAAACUAUGCCCACACAAAGCACUGCCUCUAGCAAUGUUACAGUUAACAUACCACCUCAAUCCAACAAUAGUCUGUCCACUCAAAAUCCACUUAGUUUAAACAAAGACACUGGGCUUAUACAAUUAUUGCCUGCUGCUACCACGUUUGGGCAGUCCAGCAAUGUUCUGAUAGCAGCUUGCGUGCAAGAUUCUGCAGGACAACCUUUGAUGAAAGGAGAUGAAUCUAAUAAUGGUAACACAUUCAUUUUGGAUCACCGUGGAGGUUCUGCAAAUGUCUUGAUGCUACCAAGCAGCUCUACUUCUGCAACCAUAUCAACAUCAGUUCCUCAGGCUUUAGCUACACCUCCAAGGCCAAGCACUGUUUUUACCAUGGGACAGCCUGUGUCUUCAAGUUUUUCUCAAGGUUCAACUUUUAUUAUCACAUCCCCUGUUCAGCCGAUGCUGCAAGGAGUAAUGGGAAUGAUUCCAGUUUCAAUAAUGGGUCCAAGUAGUGGAACCUCAUUCACUAUGUCACCCCAACAGGCUCUCCGUAUGCCAGUAUCAUCUUCACUUGGCAAAAAAUGUAAUAGGUUCAGCAAACUUCCCAUUUCGAGGAAACCACCACAGUUAGCAGUUCAACCAAGCACCUUAAAUACAGGAUCGACACCUGUUAUUGGCACUUUGAUUUCAAUAGAUACAUCAAUAACACAAAAUACAAACCAGCUCCGGAGGAGUGAAAAUGCAGAUCAGAAUGUUCCUCCUGUAGACCAAGUCGGAAAGUCAAGAGAACGACCAGUGGAGAUAUCCAAUGCAUCAAGCUCAAAAUUGAAAGCUCAGCACCAUAGACGAGUGCUUUGCUUUGAUCGUGCAUCCUCCACAGAAUCAAUCCAAUCAACUACGGAAUCCAAUACUAGUCAAGAAAAAAAGGAAAAUCGUGCAGAUAAAAGUCAACCAGACCGACUGUUUGUUUUCCAAAACAAGGAGCGAUCUGAAAGGACAGAUGCGGGAGUUAAUAAAGGGAGAGAAGUACAGAACAAGUCAGAGAAGAAUAAGAGUUCAUCUUCUGGACCACUUUAUGAUUCAUUCCACAAAGCAACAGCAAAUAAGGAAAACGAAGCAAUCCAGGAUCAGGUUAGACAGAGAAGUAGAGAAGCUUCAGAUCUUUCAAAUGCACAAAUGCAGAAGAAAGGUGCUCAAAAUGAGAGACCUAAUUCUCAAACAGAUGUUGUGCCCAAGGAUGGUGUAAGCAAAAUUACCCAAUCUGAGUCUCAUCUAGAAUGCAAAAAAGUAAAUACUGCUCUUGUGGUCUCCCAAGAAAUUGCUACUAAAAGGAAUACAGAUAAAAAUGAUAGUUUUAGUCUGACUAGCACACUGACCAAACAGGCAGCUGAGAUGCUCCAAGACAUGCAGAGGCAAAGCCCUAUCUCAAAGCAAACUAGCAACGGUGACUUAUCUGUGCCCAGGACACCAGGUUCUGCCGUACAUGAAGGUCUGGAUGAUUGCACAGAUGUUCAGCAGACUCCACAAAACAAAGGACUUGGAGAUGAAAAGGCAUCGCCUAGAGUAAUGGUACCUCCAACAACCCCAGACAUACCAACAUGUAGCCCAGCAAGUGAAGCAGGAAGUGAAAACAGUGUCAGUAUGGCUGCGCACACACUCAUGAUUCUCUCAAGGGCAGCGAUUGCAAGGACUACUGGUACCACACCUCUGAAAGAUAAUACAUGCCAAAUCAGAUCGCCACUCAGCCAGACAAAGAAAAGAAAACUAGAAGAACGGGAAGAGGAAUAUAGACAGCAAUCUUUAUCCAGCAAGACAGACUUUCAGAGUUCCAAUUCUCCUGGAAGGAAGAAAAGGUCAAAAUCACAUAAACAUAAGAGAAAGAAACACCUCGACUCCUUUCCUGUUGAAAUGGAUGUAGAUAAGUUUUUGAGUUCGCUACAAUAUGAUGAAUGACCAUGCAGAAUUCAAUAUGGCCUUAAAGCUCAACUGAUGAACAUAACGACUCUUGCAUCCUACUCUGUUCACUGUACUCGCUGAUUUUCUGGUAUUGUAUUAUUGACAUACAAAAUUCUAAAUGAAUUAUAUCAGCACUUAAAUUGCAAUUUAUACUAGGUAUUUGCAAGGUCACCUUUACAUUGGAUAGUUAAAGAGCAAGUAUUGUAGAAAGUGAUAACUAAACUUGCUUGUUUUGAACUGUUGUAUAUUCUAAAUUACUAUUGUUUAAAGCUGUCAAUGUGUAAAUACUGUAAAGCUUUGAACUGUAAUUAUAAAUCUACCUUAAGGAAGUGGAAUUACGUGGAUGUCUACAGAUUUUCUUGACUUGGGUUGUUUCAGAAAUAUUAGUACUAAAAUAGCUUAUCAAGAAAUGUUGGUGUUAACACCAGUUCUGGUCCUUAAAUCUUUUGUAUGUGGCCAAAGAUCCCCUUGCUCUCACAUUAACUUUAAAAGGGACUUGCAAAGGGUAUAGGAACUAAGCUAAAGGAUCUGUCUCUGUUAGAGCUACUUUCAUUAUAAUAAUGAAACAUUGGUAGAAUUUUCACUGAUUAAGUAUCUUGUUUCUGGACAAAGAACCUUCAGUCAGUCUGCAGCAAUUCUGAGAAAGCUGGUUUCAAUGGAUUUGAAAAUAUGGACUAGUUUUGAUGUCAUUUUGUGCACCAGAAGUACUAGAGCUGGUUGUACUGACACAAUCCAAUGCCCAAAUUUACCCGAGAGAAAUAUCUGCUCUAAGCAACUGUUAAAGAAUUUCUUUUCACCUGGAUGAAAAUGUUUGCAAGCUUCUAAAA
Molecule: messenger RNA, 5657 nt
Organism: Pristis pectinata (smalltooth sawfish)
Lineage: Eukaryota; Metazoa; Chordata; Chondrichthyes; Rhinopristiformes; Pristidae
Gene: npat
Product: nuclear protein, ataxia-telangiectasia locus
Exons: 18
Coding region: 187-4827 (1546 amino acids)
Cellular component (GO): nucleus
Molecular function (GO): transcription coregulator activity; protein binding
Source: RefSeq, a predicted model, not a curated record